Molecule: messenger RNA, 4787 nt
Organism: Stegodyphus dumicola
Lineage: Eukaryota; Metazoa; Arthropoda; Arachnida; Araneae; Eresidae
Product: peroxidase-like
Biological process (GO): response to oxidative stress
Molecular function (GO): peroxidase activity; heme binding
Source: RefSeq, a predicted model, not a curated record
GUUCCUGCCUUGGGCGUGUUUAGCACUGGCGAUAGGUCUAGUCGCUACGUACGAUCAGCCUUCACCAUUCAACAUUGACUACUCUCCAGAAUGCGCUUUGGUCCUCAAACAAAGUAAAGGUGCUCCUUUCAAGAAGCGUUCCCUAGAUGCUGGUCUCAGCUACAUCUCAGAAUUCGUACCCAGCUGGCAAAAUGAAAAUAUUGAUCAAACUUGCAUACGCUACGAAGAUAUCAACCGGGCAUUACAUGAAGCUCGAAGGAAAUUCGGGGAAGAGGUUCCGUAUGAAAUCAAGGAUCUCUCGUCUGUCUAUCCCAAAGUCAACCAUGUGUCAAUUCCUGCAGAAAUUCUUUUGGAAACUGUCAGAAUUUUGUCUCAUAGGUUCGGUCUGAGCGUGGAUGCUAUUGCCCAUGGAUUACCCCAAAUUGAUACAUCCAAGACAGCCAUCAAAGAAAUCUGUCCAACCUUUUUGCAGCCAGUGAAGUGUGAAAUUUCUCGGUACAGGACACUAAGUGGCAUGUGCAAUAAUUUAGACAAUCCUUCAUGGGGCAGUGCCCGAUCAGCUAUGAUAAGAUUUAUCCCGCCGUCUUAUGGAGAUGGUAUAUCAAUACCUAGAAGGUCCUUCGAUGGUUCACCGCUCCCUAGUCCUCGUGUUGUAAGCCUGGUAAUGCACCACGACGUAAGCGAACAUGACUAUGGAAUAUGCAACAUGAUCGCCGCAUGGGGACAAAUGUUGGAUCAUGAUCUAACCAGAGCAGCACCAUCCCUUGAUACCCGUAAGAGAAGCAUCGAAUGUUGCAAGACUCCAGUGGAUAGGAGGCACUACAAUUGCUACCCAGUUGACAUUCCUCAAGACGAUCCUUUUUACAAAUUCUUUGACCGCCGAUGCAUGAAUUUCGCUAGAUCUUUGGCUGGCUUACAACCUGGAUGCAGACUUGGUCCUCGCUGGCAAAUCAAUGCCAUUUCCGCCUAUAUCGACGGCAAUUUCAUCUAUGGAAGCAACGAAGAGGUUGCCUCCAGGCUCAGAGAAUUCAAAGGAGGUCGGCUUAAGACAUCGCCUCUCUAUCGUCAUCUGGGACUGAAGGACUUGCUACCCAUGAAAACAGUCGAUCCGGAUUUGGGAUGCAUUGCUAGACCCAGAAACAUGUACUGCUUUGAUGCCGGCGACAAUCGAGUCAAUGAACAACUCCAGUUGGCUGUAAUGCAUAUCAUAAUGAUGAGAGAACAUAACAGGUUGGCUGAUGGACUCAGUAAGGUCAAUCCUCACUGGGAUGACGAGACAUUAUACCAAGAAGCUAGACACAUCUUUUCCGCCCAGGUGCAGCACAUCACCUACAAUGAAUUUUUGCCGAUGGUAUUAGGACACCAAACUGUGAAGAAGUACGAUCUGAUACCUCUGGCCAAAGGUUAUUAUCAAGGUUACAGCCCCGAAAUAAAUGCUGGUAUUCGAGCUGGUUUCCAAGCUUCAGCCUUCAGAUUUGGUCACAGUCUUUUACCAGACGUCACGGAACGGUACAACAAAUUCCACGAGAGAAUAGAGGCCAUCCGACUUUCUCGACAGCUGUUGCAACCCUACGAUCUUUACAAGCCUGGAAUCGUGGACACUUUCAUCUUGGGGUUGAUCAAUCAAGAAGCAUACAGGAUGGAUCCCGCUAUCACAACUGAGGUUACUAAUCAUCUAUUCGAGAAACCCGGAGAUAGCUUCGGUAUGGAUCUUGCUGCUGUAAACGUCCAGCGAGCUCGAGAACAUGGCAUUCCCGGCUACAACAGAUAUAGAGAAUAUUGUGGACUGCCCAAAGUCAGAGACUUCCAUGAUCUGGCAGGUAUCAUUCCUAAUGAUACCAUCCACAAAUAUGCUAAAUUGUACAAAUCGGUGGACGACAUCGAUAUGUGGAGCAUAGGAGUGGCUGAAUAUCCUCUACCAGGAGCCAUAGUGGGGCCAACUUUUGCAUGUUUGAUCGGAGAACAGUUCGCAAACAUCAGGAGAGGAGACAGGUUCUGGUAUGAGAACCAUGGAUGGCCUUCUACUUUCUCACCAGAUCAGCUGCAGGAAAUUAGGAAGGUACGGCUGGCGCGAAUCCUUUGCGAUAACGCGGACGAAAUGCUUACCGUCCAAUACAGUGCCAUGGCGAUGGCCGACCCUCACACGAAUCCAAGGCUAGACUGUGGCACAGAUGACAUCCCUCGAUUGGACUUGAGUAAAUGGCGGGACACGAAUUACAAAAAGUAAAUGACCCGAAAAGAGUGCCUGUUGUACAUUUGCACAUAUUUAAGCCUUCCGAGCGUCGAGAUUCGUAUUAAGCAGAGCUCGUGAAAGUCACAUCAGCAGUGGUUUUAGUUUAGGAAGCAAUUUCGUGUUAAAUUUGUGUUUUCCGAAUUAAAAGAAACUUUACUUAUCAAAAUUUACAAUACAUAUAAAUUCCAACAAAAGGUACACGCAGAUGAAACUGUUAGGAAAAACGUAACUGUAAAAUUUUCUACGAUUCAACUACUUCGGAAUUAUGAUAUUCAAUCUAAAUCUCACAUUAUUUAUAUUCAGGAUCCUUCGAAUUAAUAAGACUUAGCACGCUUUUAUUCUCACUUAGAUACUUUUUGGUACUUAUAUUACUUUCUUUUGAUGCAAUCUCCACAUAGACUUAAUCCUCUUCUUCCUAGCAAAGAAUUAUUUUUUAAAAAAAUUUUAAUUGGAUAAAAAAAAAGACUGUUCGAGUUUUUAGCCAUCAUUUUUUUGCACUACGCUACUUUUAAAUUCAUUUAUGUGCUGAAUAAAGUGAUGUUAGUCCAGAUCUUAAGGAAAACAGGAAAUAUUUAAUCUGAUAACAUAGCAAAGUAAAUAAGUAUUUUUCAAUAAGAUUUACAAAAAUUAAUGAUUUGCAACAAUUAGUUCUCAAUGCUUUGAAAAGCAGCAACAUUGAGUAAAAUGUUUAUAAUUUAGAUAAUUAAGUUUACGCUUGGACUGUCUUAAUUUUUGCACUAAAUUCUUCAUCAAAAAUGCUAUGAAAAAUUACAAAAUAUUUUGCAAUCGGGAUAUCUCUGUGUUCCAUAAUGUUAAUAAAUAAAGAUAUAUGUGUGCUAUACGAUCAAGUUUGCAAUAUGGUCAAACGACUAGUAUGCAAUCAAAAGUUUUUUAAUGUUUCCUUCUUUUUUAACUUGGCUAAAGAUGCAUAUUAUUGAUGUUCGUUUUAUCAAAAUCUACAGACAAAUAAAAAUGAUUUUAUAAUUUAAUUUAUUGCUACUUUUUGGCAUAUAUGUGGUUAACAAAUCUUAAAAGACAGUUAGACAUACAAUUCGCAAACAGAAUUGCAUCUGUGUGAAAGAAAUAAUGACAUAUGUUUACGAGCCUUUGAAGCAGCUAUCUUGGAGAAAAACCACUGCUGUUGGCAAGUAACCAGCUUAAGCACAGCUUAAUACAAUCGGCGCUCCCGUGUGUUUGUACUCAAAUGUUUGUAAAUAGAAAUGUGUUUUAGCUAUUUAUAAGAAUUAAAAAUAGUCGCUUGCCCUUUGAGCGUCAGUUAGAAAAUAUGCCUUUAAAGAACUGAUUUCUGCAGAUCCUGCAAUUGCCAUAAUUAUAGAACUGCAAUCUGCAGCUGUUCGUAAAUCGGUGUUAAACUCGAAGCAGAUUGUGUCAUGGCUGCCUGCUUCUGGUUUUGGAAGUGUUCAACGCUAAGGGCAUUUCAGAAAUUUUGAUAGCAGAAAUUUCUCGUGUUUCUGACAUCAAAAUAUUCUUCAGCGAGAACGCUAUUCAGAAAGGAUAAGAUCAUCCCAUGAAGAUUGAAAUUCACUCGUUGCUACAUUCUUCUCUGAGUGGAGCUGUUUCAGGUGUAAAAUGAAAUUAUAUUUUUACGAAGCUUAAUUAAAGAGCAAGCUAGUCUGUAUUUAAGCUACUAGCGUAACCUGGAGCACUUCUGGUGUUUCGGCAAGGUAUUAAAAUUACACAAAUUAAGUUUUUUUGUAAUGUGUCUUUAAGUUAUUCUUUAUUUUAACUGAAUCUGUAUAUAGGCAAUCAGUUUCUUUUUCUUCUACAGGGGAUAGCCUAAUUCAUAUAUGAGAGAAAAUUUUCUCGUUAAAGAACACGUACAUUUUUCCAGCAUUGUUUAAAACAGUUUUAAGACAUUCAGCAGGCAAACGUUUUUCCAUUUCAAGUGUAUUUGUCUUUCAUAAAUAUAUUUGUCACAUUAUGCCCGAAAUUUUUCUCGAAGAGUAGCUCUGCAAACUUACCAAUUCUUUAAGUAUUACUUAAAAGAUAAAGUGUGUGAAUACGCGCAGGUAAAAUAUUUUCCUGUUUUGAAGUUGACGUCGUGAUAAUGUCUUCGUUAUGCAAGGGAAAAUGUAACUUUACUUAAAUGAAUCAACUUCAUAACGGUUGUAUUGAUAUUGGGGUUACUUGUGAUACUCGGUUUCUUCUACAUACAAAAAUUAAAAUACAUACAAAUUUUUUAACACUUGCAAUGGUACUUUUGCAAUGGUACUUUACACUAAAAUAUUUUAUAACUACUACUUUAAUUUAAAAUUGUCCAUUCAGCACUUUUACUUCAUAUCUGAGAGACUUAGAAGGCUACAAACAGACGGAGAAGUGAAUUUCAAAAUUACAUGGGAUGUGUAUAAAGAAAACUGUAAAAGAGAUUUAAUUUUUUAUUAUUGGAAGAAAAGUUAUUUAUUUUUGAGUUUCGCCUCUUGUUAUAAUGAAAGUUGUACAUUUGAAAUGAGAUAUUAUAAAAGGUGGACUGUAUAAGGGAUGAUGAGAAAAGCUAUGUGUAUGUGUUUCAAUAAAGUUUUGUUAUUUCUCUGUU